Messenger RNA from Blepharisma stoltei, 339 nucleotides. Lineage: Eukaryota; Ciliophora; Heterotrichea; Heterotrichida; Blepharismidae. The record is from the annotation of a GenBank genome assembly.
AUGAACCCAACGAUCCUAACCCAAUCUAUUUCUCACGACAACGAUUAUUCAAAAGAUAUAUCACCUACAUCAAGAUCUCUCCCCUCAUUCUCAGCAAAAGAUUACUUGCUUGAAGAAUCUGUAUCAUAUCCUCGCACAAGAAAAUACACAAUAGAAGAAGACUUGUUUAAACACAAAGAAUUUCCACACCCAAGAGUAGUCAGGGCUUCUCAUAAUGUAAUUCACCUGAAUUACGCUGAACACAAAAUUCAUGCUGAAAAAAAGGAUCAUCAUCUGAUAAUAUUAAAAAACAGGCCAAUAUCGAGCUCCCUGCUGCUUGAUCCGAUCCCAAAUAAUUAA